CGGCGACACCGCUCUGACUGUAGGAGCUGCAGGAAGAGGAGCUGCGUUCUCUAACACACACACACACAGUACUGAUAUUACUGAAUUAAUGAUUUUAGAGCAGCGCGGGGAGUAAAGAGGAGAUCAUGCCGAUGAAGGGAAGGUUUCCUAUCCGGAGAACUCUGGAUUAUCUGCAGAGAGGAGAGGUGGUGUUUAAGAACUCGGUGAAGAUCAUGACGGUGAACUAUAACACACAUGGAGACCUGAGUGAAGGAGCAAGGAAGUUUGUGUUCUUCAGCAUUCCACAAAUCCAGUACAAAAAUCCAUGGGUCCAAAUAAUGAUGUUUAAAAACAUGACACCGUCUCCUUUCCUCAGGUUCUACCUGGAUGAUGGAGAGCAGGUGCUGAUGGACGUGGAAGGAAAGGACUAUAAAGAAAUAUCGGAGCAUAUAAGGAAAAUUCUGGGCAAAUCAACUAAGGUUCUUCAGGCUGAAGCUUUGGCCAAGAUGGAAGCUUCAAAUCCAGCAAACUUCGGGCCAAAGAAGUACUUCCUGCGGGAGUGCAUAAGCGAAGUGGAGGGUCAGGUUCCUCACCCUGGCCUUGUACCCCUCCCCAAAGAGAUGACCGGCAAAUACAGAGCAAAAAUGGCAUCUAGUUCUGAGGACUAAGGACUUUGAGAGGCGUCGGGAAAGGGAACGAUCGGAGUAGAACUAAAGGAUUAAACUCACUUCAUGAAAAAAAUACUCAUGUCAGGGCUUUCAGCUCUAUGUUCAGGUCAUGCAGAAGAGCUGAAGAGUUAACAAAUUUCAGCCUUGGCAUAGUUGUUUUUGUCUUUUGUUACAUUAAGAAUGAGAAAUAAAGUGUUUAAUACUAUAA
This is a messenger RNA of Astyanax mexicanus (Mexican tetra), 855 nucleotides long. It is a transcript of the gene mrps25, whose product is annotated as mitochondrial ribosomal protein S25. Gene Ontology annotation, molecular function: structural constituent of ribosome. The record is from RefSeq and is a predicted model, not a curated record. The transcript is spliced from 4 exons. Gene Ontology annotation, cellular component: mitochondrion. Lineage: Eukaryota; Metazoa; Chordata; Actinopteri; Characiformes; Acestrorhamphidae. The coding region runs from base 126 to 647 and encodes 173 amino acids.